AUGGCGGCUGCCGCCGUGCUGCCACCUGGCAGGGCGGCGCGGGCCGUGGUGUCGGCGAUGGAGACGUACCACGACGCGCGCAUCCAGUUCGUCGGCAAAGUCAGCGACCUCGCCUUCUCCCCGCAGAACGCGGAGGCGUUCUUUUCGCUGGGCGCCAUGCAGCUGCUGCUGCCGCUCAUGCAUGACGUCAUGUCGUCCGUGCGAUCCGCCGCGAUCCUCUCGCUGGGGCGCCUCGCCAACGUGUCGGACACGUGGGCCAAUGACAUCGUCGAUCGCAACAUACUCCCCGACCUCUGCAAGGCGCUCGCCGGCAACAACCGUCAUCACAAGCGCGCCGCUGCGUUUGCCGUCAAGGCCGUGGCGCGCCACGCUGGCGCUGAGCUGGCGGCGGUCGGCAGCAGCGGCCCGGGCAGCGUGCUGCCGGUCCUCGCGGAGUGCCUCACAGACGCGAUGCCGGCGGUGCGCGAAACGGCCGCGUGCGCAUUGGGCCACGUGGCAAAGCAGAGCCGCGAAGCCGCGACGCGCGUGAUAGAGACCGGCGCGGUGGCGACUUUAAUAGGCUCGCUACACGACGAGGAGGUAGCGCGAAUGGCGCUGUCGGUUUUAGGAGACAUCGCGCGGCACUCCGCGGAGCACGCGACUAUUGUGGCGGACGGGGGAAGGGGGGAGGCGGACGGGGGGGUGGGCGCAGCGGAAGGCGGAGCGAUCGGGAGAAUCGUGGCGCUGCUGGGAUCGAAAGACGUUAAGAUGCGGCGACAGGUGUGCGUGUGUCUGUCGCAAAUCGUGAAGCACUCCGAGGCACUCGCCAUCCGCGUGGCGUGCGCGGAGGGCAUAUCGCGCCUCUUCCUCUGUCUGCACGACUCCGACCAGGCGCUCCGCCGCAACGCCGCCUUCGCCAUGCGCGAGAUCGCGCGCAAGUCGCCCGCCGCCGCGGACCGCCUCAUACACCUGGGCGCAAUCGGCCCCGUUAUAGACGCAGUGCUCACAGAGGAGGGCGGCGCGGGUUCCGCGCGCCUGGCGGUGGUGCAGGCGCUGGGGCACCUGGCGGGCGCGGGGGGGGAGGGCGCGCUGGCGAUAGUGGCGUCUGAGGGGGUGGCGCCGCUGAAGGAGCUGCUGAUUCAGGCUGACGUGGAGGAGGGCGUGCGCGGCGCGUGCGCGUGGGCCCUGAGUCAGAUCGGGCGGCAUAGUUCGGCGCAUGUGAAGGCCGUGGCGGAUUCUGGAGCGUUGAUCGACAUGGUGACGGUGGCGACCGUUGAUCUCGCUCAUGCUGCUCCUCCCUCUGCUUCUGGUACUAGCGGUGCUGCUGCUGGUGGUGCUGCUUCGCUGGCAGCAGUCGAGGCGCGCACGAGAAUAGUGAGGGCUUUAAAAGACCUAGUUAGUGGGGUGGGCGAGCUCGAGUCGCUAGACUCGCUGCUACAGUGGACCACUCUCCCCGAAGGGAUACUAGAAGCGGUGCUUCUGCGAAUCUUCCACGUCCUUAAUAGCAGCAGCAACGCCUGCCGCUCCACCUUCGUCCAAUCGCGAGGCUUCGCGAAACUGCAGAGGUUGCACGAGGAGGCAGAGGCGAGAAGAGCGGCGGCCAAGGCGGCGGGUGGAGAGGGAGGGUCGGGAGGAGCGGCUUGUGUGCAUAACGGGGUGGACUAUAACGCGGUUUAUGACCAUAUCGCGAUGAUCAACACGUUCUUUCCGUUUGAGGUCUCAGUAACGUACCCGCCAGAGUACCAGCAGCGGCUACUGGAGAAGCUUACAGCGAGUAUGAACGCUGACUCGUCCGGAUCUGGUUCCCCGCGAAAGAAGGGCAAGGGGAAGCUUCCGAGGCUCAAGAUAGGCAAGGGGGGGUACCUGGUGGGGAAGGGCGGGUGGGAGGAGGCGGAGCUGUCGCCGGGGGAGAGCGAGGAGGAGGUGGGGAAGCGCCUGGGGAUGGCGGACCUAGUUGGGGGGAGGAUACCGCACGGGCUCGCGGGGGAAGCGGGGGAAGCGGGGGAGGCGGAGAGGAGUGGGGAAGGGGUGGGAGGAGAGGCGGUGGUGGUGGAAGAGAGGAGCGGGGAGAGCGGAGCUGUGUUGGCAGGUGAAGGAGGGGCGAGUGCGGAUUCGGGGGAGAGGAGAGGAGAGGCGUCGUCAGAAGCAGAGUCAGCUGCAGCGUCUGUAUCACCCGCCCCGCCAGCAGCAGCGUCAGAGUCGCCAGCAGCAGCAGCACCGCCAGCGCCACCUGAUCCGCCUGCUGCUCCUCCUCCCGCUCCCCCUGCUGCUCCCCCGCCUGCCCCACCUGCUCCCCCUCCGUCCGCCCCUCCAGCCCCGCCUCCCCCCCCACCUCCUGCAGCAGACGCUUCAGUGCCUCCCCCUCCUCCUGCCCCUGCUCCUCCUGAUCCUCCUUCUCCUCCUCCUCCCCCUGCUCCACCUGCCCCUCCUGCCCCUCCGCCCCCUGCUCAAUCCGCCCCGCCCCCACCUCCCCCGCCCCCUCCUCCCCCUCCACCACCACCACCGCCUGCCUUCGACCCUCCCCCUCCCCCUCCCCCCCCGCCCGCCCCUGAGCCAGCAGCACAGGCGGGAAAAAUCCCACCCCCACCCCCUCCACCUCCUCCCCCUCCCCUCCCGGGCAGCUUCUAUUAG
This is a messenger RNA of Closterium sp. Naga37s-1, 2610 nucleotides long. The record is from the annotation of a GenBank genome assembly. NCBI's taxonomy places the organism in Eukaryota, Viridiplantae, Streptophyta, Zygnematophyceae, Desmidiales, Closteriaceae.